Momordica charantia (bitter melon) is the source of this 1520-nucleotide messenger RNA. RefSeq lists its product as uncharacterized. The record is from RefSeq and is a predicted model, not a curated record. NCBI's taxonomy places the organism in Eukaryota, Viridiplantae, Streptophyta, Magnoliopsida, Cucurbitales, Cucurbitaceae.
AUACUGACAUAGCUCGGCUUCUCUUGCUGGCAAAAUUACAAAGAAAAGAAAAAAAAAACUAGAAUUCCGGCGGGGUUGUAUCAUUCACCGUCCAGUCCAGCACGGCGGCAGUGCGUAUUCGGUUAUUCCGGCCGGUGACAAAGUUCCGAGUCUGAACCUUCCUGUAGUAGCCCCCACCGCCGACGCAUGCCAUCAAAAGUCCCCAAAAAGACUAUGACCUCCACGUGUGCGGUCCCGGACACAAGCGGGCCCACAAACCGUUGAAUUCCAGACGCCACGUCAUCUAACGUGGAAACUAAAAGCCCACGUCUCCAAGCAAAAGGGAAAUCGUUCUGUUAAUCUUCACUUCCGGACAAAUUCCGGCCAAAAUAUGCUGCGAAUCUUCCUUCUCCAUUGGACGGUAUUAAAAAAAAUGCACACCAAAUUUCAUCGAUAAACUAAAAAAGAACAAUGGCAGCCACUAGAUUUUUCCGGCCGAUUCGGCCUUCAGCUUCUGUCGUCUCUUCCUCUGCCUCUCCAUCGCCGGCGACGACGGUGAGGUGUAUGGGCAGAACGGCGUUCAACAACGGCGAACGGGGGUUAACUUCCGGCGACGGCGAGAGAAGGAAGAUGGUCACCGUCAAGGCGGCGGUGGCGGCUCCGGAGACCGUGGACACCAAAACCAGAGAACUGGAUUUGGGUUCGUUGCUGGCGAAUCUUCUCGUUAAAUUGAAGACCGCUGUGGGGAAGACGAAGAUUCAGGACUUCAUCGAAAAGAGCAUAAUCGACUGCCGAUUCUUCACGUUAUUCGCCGUCGCCGGAUCUUUAUUGGGUUCGAUACUCUGCUACCUGGAGGGGAGCUUUAUUGUUGCAGAGUCUUAUCUGCAGUAUUUCCAUGGCCUCUCGCAGAAGUCGGACCAAAAUCAUACGGUGGAGCUUCUAAUUCAAGCCAUAGAUAUGUUCCUCGUCGGAACUGCUCUGUUUGUUUUUGGGGUGGGAUUGUUUGCAAUGUUCGUUGGACCCGAGAAGAUGAAGGAAGAAAACCGCCAUUGGAAUUCUGGAUCCAACUUGUUUGGUCUCUUCUACAUGAAGAAACUUCCGACGUGGGUGGGAAUGGAAUCGGUGUCGGCGGUGAAGUCGAAGAUCGGGCAUGCGGUGGUGAUGAUUCUGCAAGUGGGUGUGUUGGAGAAGUUCAAGAGUAUACCUUUGAACUCUGCCGCCGAUCUCGCUUGUUUCGCCGCCGCCGUUCUGAUCUCUUCCGCCUCCAUCUUUUUCCUCUCUAAACUCAAUACGGGCGGCGGCGGCGGCGGCGGCGAGUGAACCUGCACCAAUGGCGGCGCGUCGUUCUUUGUUGGCUUGUACAAAUAUAUAUAAUCUAGGGGAAGUCUAGGCCGAGGAAAUUAGAGAUUACCAAUUCUUUUAUUAUUAUUAAUUAAAAAAAUGCUUACACAUGAUAGUAUAAGAGUCUCUAGCUCUGGCAAUACGCCAAUACUAUUCUCAAUUUUUUUUUCAGUCUAGUAAAUAAAUUGUUAAAUAUUCAA